This is a messenger RNA of Plasmodium gonderi, 1062 nucleotides long. Its product is annotated as variable surface protein. The record is from RefSeq and is a predicted model, not a curated record. The transcript is spliced from 3 exons. The coding region runs from base 1 to 1062 and encodes 353 amino acids. NCBI's taxonomy places the organism in Eukaryota, Apicomplexa, Aconoidasida, Haemosporida, Plasmodiidae.
AUGUUAUCACCACAGUAUAUGUCCUUAGAUGUUUUCCUUAACACUAUAUUUCCCCAAUAUGCUGAUGAUUAUAAUUCAGUUACUACAGAUGAGAGUAAUAAAGAUUUACGUAAUAAAUUCUCUACUAUGUGUAAUGAAUUCUCCGAAAAUUUGGAGACUCAUGUACCAAGAGUUCAGAAAAUUAUAAAAUAUGCUUGCCAAGAGUUUGCAAUAUAUUUAGAACAUAUAAAUAGAAAGAAGACCCCAGAUGAAGAUGAAAUAUUUAACGUUAAUUCUAGCUGUAAUUAUUUUUUUUACAAGCUACAAGUUCUUAUGAAAUCGUAUAAGGUUACUUGUAAAACGGUAUACCAAUGUUAUUUAAAUAUGAUAAGAAAUAGGACAGAUAUACCUGAAUACUAUAUUGCUUCUAAUGUAUGUGCGCAGGAAAAUAAUUAUGUUGAUUACCUAGAUGAAAAUAUGUAUUAUAAGGUAUUAUAUCUGGAUGCUCUAUAUUAUAUACUGUAUCAUUUAAAAAAAAAUAGAAAAUCUAUAGAUUUUAAAAGUAAUAAAAUCUUAAGUAGUUUUAAAACUGACUUAUCAAAUUGUAAAAAAGGAACCAGUAUUUUCUGCAAACUUAUUAGAGAAAUAGAUGUAGAAUUUAAUAAAAUUCAAGAGGAAUUUGAUAAUAAAAUUGAACAUCCUAUUGAUAAAACAGAACGAGAAUUUGUUAAAAUUGAACAUGAUAUUGAUAAAACAGAAGACGAAUUUGAACUGAAAGCACAUGUUUAUGGCACAAUUCCUCAAGCCUCUCAGGAAAUUCACACUGAAGGAUUUAGCAAAACGAUAGGCAAGAGUAUAACCACAAUAUUUGUUGUUUCUGUAUUUGCUUUGAUUAUACUUACAUUCAUCGGUUAUAAGUAUAAACCCCUUGUAUCAUUUUUACAACACAGAGAAAGGAAUAUAAUAAAAAAGAAGAACAAGAAAAAUACAAAUAUAUUAAACUCAUCGAUUUCAUAUGAAGGAAUAUACAAAGAAACAACUGAUAAUAAAUAUAGUCUAGCAUACAGCUCGGAGGGCUAUUAA